GUCCCGGAUGUCUAUCACGCCGGAAGAGAAGAAGGUUCUUUCCCCAGCCAUCUUGUGGCAACAUCUAGCGAAGUGUUCGCACCAAGCCUCGUAGAAUCGGAGGAAAAUCCUGCUGAAGGGGCGCCAUCAUGCCCGGACAUAUGCAAGAAGGUUUCGGCUGCGCCAUAGCCAACCGAUUCGACCAACUAUUUGACGACGAGUCGGACCCGUUCGAGCUGUUGAAGGAGGCGGAGAACAAGAAGAAGGAGGCUCCUGUCCCUGGUGCCGCCAAGACCGCGGCUCAAGCCGCCAAGCUCCAGAAAAAGGAGUCCCAGAAAGACAGAAAGGUCGUCCCUGCAGAUAAGAAAGAUGAGCCUCUGGCACCCGUGACUCUGAAGAAAGAUGGUAAGACUGUUUCCCGCAAUAAUUGUCCGUUUGAUCUGCAAAAUCGCAGUUCGCCCUGGAUAGUUAAGUAUUAACGUUACGUUAGCUAGCUAACUUAGCUAGCAAUGGUUUCAAAGCCUCCAUGAGGUCGACAUGAUUCAUUUUGUCAACUAAAGCUGAGACUUUUGUUAUCGCAGUCGUUGCAAAAAAAAAAUCACGACAGUGUAACUUGGUGUGGUACAAUAUUGUGCCCCCUGAAAACGAACUUGCAGGCGAACUUGUUUUGUUGCCAAUAUUAAAACGCCUCUUCCUUCGGGGCCUUGCUUAGCCAGGAUUGUUAGCCGCAAGUUAAUUGGCUAACGUUAGCUAACCAAAGUCAUUUGCUAGCUUGCUAACAACUACCUGUUGAUCCGUGUUUAAUUAGUAUAUAUUUAUUAAAUGCACGAUUGGCGAAUUGUCAGUUUUGUGCAACAAAUUGUUUACCAAGGUAACCGUGUGUUCACACCGGGGUGUAAGCCAACUUUCACAAGUAAAGCGAUCGUGCUAGGUUAACAUUUUAGAUUGUUUUCUAACUAGUUAACGUUAGACGAAUUGGCUAGCUAGGUAGCUCGCUAGUCUUUCGCUACCUGCAUUAACCCACGUCGUGAUCAACCUCGUGGCUCUGGUUUGGGGUGUGAAACAGCCGCAGCCACCGAACUGUCACUUGCUAAAUGGCGCACAACAUGUUCUCGACUAAGCAGGGAAUGAUGUCAUCCUGCGUAGCGCGGUUGUGAAUGUGAAUAUGGGCGUUUUGUUUUUUCGUCAAAUAACGAAGCUUCACGAGGAUGUUCGCUGUUGCUACUAGGUGAACAAAUAAGGUUACAGAUGACAAUAUAAAUGGACCAAACAAUUACAUUAUAAUUUACGACGUCUGAGUGAGUAGACUAGUGUUACUCGCCUAUACAUUGUCAUGAUUAGUAGUGUAGACUGAUCUAGUUAUAAAACAUGUACAAGUAAAAUAGGAGGCCCCUGUAUUUUGUUAGCAGUUUCCAACCUAGUUGCACCAGUCAGAAGCAAAGUCAAAAAAUGGAAACCCAAGAGAAGAAGAGACAGGUGCAUGCACCAACGUGCUUUCAGCUGCUGGGGGUGCAUGGUGUAGGGGUGGGAGUCUAUUUUGGUCAACAGUGGGAGGGACUUGUCAGACCAGUCUCAGGGCAUGUUUUCAUCUGCUGUGUACUGGUAUGGUGGAUAAUACAAAGCUCAACCUCAGGUUAUCUGUUUAUGAAGAAGUUUGCAUGUUAUUUCAAUUCUCUCCAUAUUUUAAUAAUGUGUCCUUACACUCCAGUUCAGCACGUCAGACCUGCUCUCUUUUGGAGACUGGUCUUGAGGAAAGCUCUAACUGUAGUCUCUAUUACACCCCCCUAUUUUGGCUAGAAAAUGUAUGCAGAAAAUUACUCGUUUUAUUAGGGGAUCACUUACUAACACUCCUCCUCUGUUCUGUCCUACACCAGGACCUGGUCCCAGGAGGAUGGGUCCCAGGCGUGAGGGUCAGGGCCCAGCUGGGGGUCCACCCCGUGAGGGCCAGGGCGAGGGCCGCCCCCCUACAGACAGACCCCCCCGGACAGACAGGCGGCCACCACGCCGUUUCGAGAGGCCCCCCGGCGGAGAAGAUAAGCCAGCCGAGGGAGGAGAGUUCUCUGUGGAGAAGUAAGUACUGGGUAGAGCAGGGCUGCGUUCAGUUGGCACCAACAGGAUAUAUUUUUUUUUUUAAGGAGUGAAAGGAAGCGGUACUAACCCCAACAAUAACACUACUCAGAUCUGUGUGAGUGCAGGCCCUUGUUCCAGCCAAGCAGUAACCCAUCUGAUUUCACAAAUAAACUGAUGUUAGUCCUCAUUUAACAGUAGAACUGCUGGGCCUCGAGGGACCCCCCCCCCCCCCCCCCUCAAGCUAAUGAGCAGUAAUUCUGACUGCAAAAUUCUAACAUUGUAAUUAAUACAUUUCAUAUAUGCUAUCACAAAAAUAAUAAUGUGGUUAUGUUUAUGAAGGUCUUGGGUAACAUUAGAAUACAAUUUUUUUUAUUUAAAAUAACACAAUAGCAUUUUAAUUAGUUUGUUAUUAUAGGGUAUAUGUAAAAACACUAAACACAUUCAAGCGUUCAAUCCAUUUUAUUUGUGGAGUGCCUUUGUUACAACUAUGAAACAGAAGGCCUAUGUGUUGGAACGAGGUAACAGCUUGUUUUUAUAACGACAAAAUACAAAAAAUACCACGGCCACCUGUACCCGGGGUCAUCAAGCUGCAUGGUCUAAUGAAAACAUCAGUAGCCUAAACAUAAGUGCCAAGUGGGCUUGAUAAAUAGUGAAAAUUGCCACAAAGCAAUAAUGGCAUUAUAAUAACUUUGUCAAUAUGACAGCAGUCAUAAAUGGUAAAUUAUUGUCAGCUUGCGCUUACAUGGUGUGCGUCUUCACACAAUGGCAUCAGUUGGAGCAUGUUCAUGUCACAUAAACAACGAAACGUUGCUGAUAUUGUUUUUUUCUUGUGAUGUAGGGUCUACUCUCAGUGAAGAAAGUCGCUCUGGAUAAGAGCGUCUGCUAAAUGACUAAAAUGUAAAUGUAAGACAUUUUGUGCUGGUUAUCGGCAAGUAGCAUUGUCACCGACUUGUUCUAUCUAAACGGUGUUGUCCCUUCCUCUCCUGUCUCACCGUUUCAUUUGGUGGUGGCAUUGGCACCUUCUCAGUGCGCACGUUCUGUUUUUUUUGCGCUUAGACCUCGGAAGUGUAGGUUCAGGCUGAGGCUCAGAAUCAGAAGAAUAAUCAUCAGAGAUGUCAUGAUUCAUUUCUUCCCUACCAUCUGAGUUGUUUUCGUUCAGAUUCUGUAGCAACGCUAACACAGCAUGUGCAUCCAUUCGUCUUGGUCCAUUACGCACGCUUUCACUGUGUACUCCAAGUAGGCCAGAGUAGAUUGAUAAGACUGCUUGGAUUUGAUGGACUGAUACAGUUGAAGUCGGAAGUUUACAUACACCUUAGCCAAAUACAUUUAAACUCAGUUUUUUCACAAUUCCUGACAUUUAAUCCUAGUUAGGAACACCACUUUAUUUUAAGAGUGUGAAAUGUCAGAAUAAUAGUAGAGUGAUUUUAUUUCAGCUUUUAUUUAUUUCAUCACAUUCCCAGUGGGUCAGAAGUUUACAUACUCAAUUUGUAUUUGGUAGCAUUGCCUUUAAAUUGUUUAACUUAAAUGUUUUGGGAAGCCUUCCACAAGCUUCCCACAAUAAGUUGGGUGAAUUUUGGCCCAUUCCUCCUGACAGAGCUGGUGUAACUGAGUCAGGUUUGUAGGCCUCCUUGCUCGCACACGCUUUUUCAGUUCUGCCCACAACAUUUCUAUAGGAUUGAGGUCAGGGCUUUGUGAUGGCCACUCCAAUACCUUGACUUUGUUGUCCUUAAGCCAUUUUGCCACAACUUUGGAAGUAUGCAUUGUCCAUUUGGGAGACCCAUUUGCGACCAAGCUUUAACGUCCUGACUGAUGUCUUGAGAUGUUGCUUCAAUAUAUCCACAUAAUUUUCCUUCCUCAUGAUGCCAUCUAUUUUGUGAAGCGCCCUCCUGCAGCAAAGCACCCUCACAGCAUGAUGCUGCCACCCCCGUGCUUCACGGUUGGGGUGGUGUUCUUCGGCUUGCAAGCUACUCCCUUUUCCUCCAAACGUAACAGUGGUCAUUAUGGUCGAACAGUUCUAUUUUUGUUUCAUCAGAUCAGAGGACAUUUAUAAAAAUAAAAGGUACGAUCUUUGUCCGCAUGUGCAGUUGCAAACUGUAGUCUGGCUUUUAUAUGGUGGUUUUGGAGCAGUGGCCUUUCAGGUUAUGUCGAUAUAGGACUUGUUUUACUGUGGAUAUGGGUACUUUUGAACCUGUUUCCUCCAGCAUCUUCACAAGGUCCUUUGCGGUUGUUCUGGGAUUGAUUUGCACUUUUCGCACCAAAGUACGUUCAUCUCUAGGAGACAGAACGCGUCUCCUUCCUGAGCGGUAUGACGGCUGCGUGGUCCUAUGGUGUUUAUACUUGCGUACUAUUGUUUGUACAGAUGAACGUAGUACCUUCAGGCGUUUGGAAAUUGCUCCCAAGGAUGAACCAGACUUGCGGAGGUCUACAAUUGUUUUUCAGAGGUCUUGGCUGAUAUCUUUUGAUUUUCCCAUGAUGUCAAGCAAAGAGGCACUGUGUUUGAAGGUAUGCCUUGAAAUACAGUGGGGGAAGUAUUUAGUCAGACUAAAAUUAUUUAGUCAGCCACCAAUUGUGCAAGUUCUCCCACUUAAAAAGAUGAGAGACCUGUAAUUUUCAUCAUAGGUACACGUCAACUAUGACAGACAAAAUGAGAAUUUUUUUCUCCAGAAAAUCACAUUGUAGGAUUUUUAAUGAAUUUAUUUGCAAAUUAUGGUGGAAAAUAAGUAUUUGGUCAAUAACAAAAGUUUCUCAAUACUUUGUUAUAUACCCUUUGUUGGCAAUGACACAGGUCAAACGUUUUCUGUAAGUCUUCACAAGGUUUUCACACACUGUUGCUGGUAUUUUGGCCCAUUCCUCCAUGCAGAUCUCCUCUAGAGCAGUGAUGUUUUGGGGCUGUCGCUGGGCAACACAGACUUUCAACUCCCUCCAAAGAUUUUCUAUGGGGUUGAGAUCUGGAGACUGGCUAGGCCACUCCAGGACCUUGAAAUGCUUCUUACGAAGCCAGUCCUUCGUUGUCCGGGUGGUGUGUUUGGAAUCAUUGUCAUGCUGAAAGACCCAGCCACGUUUCAUCUUCAAUGCCCUUGCUGAUGGAAGGAGGUUUUCACUCAAAAUCUCACGAUACAUGGCCCCAUUCAUUCUUUCCUUUAAACGGAUCAGUCGUCCUGGUCCCUUUGCAGAAAAACAGCCCCAAAGCGUGAUGUUUCCACCCCCAUGCUUCACAGUAGGUUCUGGAAUUUUUGCUCACCGUUCUUGUGAUCAUUUUGACCCCACGGGGUGAGAUCUUGCUCUACCCAGAUCGAGGGAGAUUAUCAGUGGUCUUGUAUGUCUUCCAUUUCCUAAUAAUUGCUCCCACAGUUGAUUUAUUCAAACCAAGCUGCUUACCUAUUGCAGAUUCAGUCUUCCCAGCCUGGUGCAGGUCUACAAUUUUGUUUCUGGUGUCCUUUGACAGCUCUUUGGUCUUGGCCAUAGUGGAGUUUGGAGUGUGACUGUUUGAGGUUGUGGACAGGUGUCUUUUAUACUGAUAACAAGUUCAAACAGGUGCCAUUCAUACAGGUAACGAGUGGAGGACAGAGGAGCCUCUUAAAGAAGAAGUUACAGGUCUGUGAGAGCCAGAAAUCUUGUUUGUAGGUGACCAAAUACUUAUUUUCCACCAUAAUUUGCAAAUAAAUUCAUUAAAAAUCCUACAAUGUGAUUUUCUGGGGGGAAAAAUCUCAAUUUGUCUGUCAUAGUUGACGUGUACCUAUGAUGAAAAUUACAGGCCUCUCAUCUUUUUAAGUGGGAGAACUUGCACAAUUGGUGGCUGACUAAAAACUUUUUUCCCCCACUGUACAUCCACAGGUACACCUCCAAUUGACUCAAAUGAUGUCAAUUAGCCUAUCAGAAGCUUCUAAAGCCAUGAUAUCAUUUUCUGGAAUUUUCCAAGCUGUUUAAAGGCACAGUCAACUUAGUGUAUGUAAACUUCUGACCCACUGGAGUAGUGAUACAGUGAAUUAUAAGUGAAAUAAUCUGUCUGUAAACAAUUGUUGGAAAAAUUACUUGUCAUGCACAAAGUAGAUGUCCUAAACGAUAGUUUAUUAACAAGAAAUUUGUGGAGUGGUUGAAAAACAAGUUUUAAUGACUCCAACCUAAGUGUAUGUAAACUUCCGACAUCAACUGUAUAUGGUACGUACCAUUUUGAGAUUAUAAUUAGUAGAUCAAUACAGUAGAAUGGGCCGCACUGUUCAUUCACAAUUGGUGAUUACAGAAUUAUGCAUCGAUCGAUUCCCCGUGCUCAUCAACUCUUCUCCCCCAGCAUACUUAAAUGAAUUUGUUAUGUGUGAAAUUAGCUUUGGUAUAGUGUAGGCGCAGUUUUGAUGCAAUUAUCAGGGUGAUGAACAACUGGGCACAGCACCUUCAACUAUUGGGAGAAGGAGCUGAGCAGGCCCUACUGUUGGGAGAAGUAGGGGCAACGGGAAAACCAUAAAAAAUGACAUGCCCUCCUAAAACUGAUUAUAAUUCCAGUUCGGUUUGUGAUAUUAAAAUUCUAACGACAUUGUAUUAUAUACUUAUUUAGGAAAUGUCAAGGACGGAGGGGGGCAUGACUUUAAAAAUGGCAGAGUAAUACAUUUUUAAAAAAUCAUGAGCAGUCCAAAUGACUGCUUUAGCGGUUCUAGUGUUAAGACUUUGAUACAAAAGACUGAACCCACACUGGCCUUCUAAUGUAGGACUUUCUCACUUUAAAAUGUAAACUAACCAGUCGUUGUGUAAACAAAAACAACCCCCUUCUCUAUUUGACAGGAAUAUUUCCCCUCAGGCUGUCAGAGGUAACCCAACCGCACCUUAAUUAUGGGUUCCACUCCACCACUACUGUUAAGUCACGCUACCUUCACUGAUGGUUUUCAACUUUACCGUGCCACUUAGCUUAAACUGUAACUGCACAGCAGGGUGUGUAUGUAAAGUGUGGUGGUAAACAUAUAAAACCCGGUUUUGAUGCAUUUCAAAUACGCCUUUCCUUUGUGGAAAGAGUUGCUGGUCGAUCAUGAAUAGCCAGGUGAACGUUUUUUAAAACUCACAAUUCAACAGUGAUUACUCUAAAGGUAGAGUCCUGCAUCGUGUCGGAGACCGAUGGUUCCCCGCCGGUGAGCCGCAAAAAUAUCAGCCGGCGGGUGGAAUGAAUGUUCUUUCAACCCGUGGGUCGGGUCGGGGUUCAGAACAAUUACAUUGUGGGCUGGAAACAUUUUAAAGCAAGAUAAUAAACUUUUUUUAAACCCAGGAGCUUAUUGUGUUGCUAAUUCCAUUCUGUGACCGGCGAGGCAGCCAUAAGGCUACCACCUACGCACGCGUUGUGUGUGUGUGUGGAGCCGGGAACUGUCCCUUAUUUGUGUGGUGCCAAAACGUUCUACUGUCCACACGCAGAGCUCAUGUUCCCUCUCCUCACGUGAGAAUAUGACACGUUGCCAAGUUUACUUUCCCUGGAUAGCCUAGCUCACGCAAAAAUGGCUAGCGUAGGCCUAACUGGAGACAUAAAAGAAAGGUUAUGAUAAGGGAAUAGGCUACAACACCAUCGUGGUAACAGUUGCUGCACGAGUGAAAUCCCCAAUUUGGAAGGAUAACAAUGCGGUAGAUAUAUAGCCUGCAAAGUGCAAGCAGGUAGGCCUAUUUGUUUGUGAUAAUUCAGUUAUUUAUUACAUUAAUUCGUUCAUUAGACCAUAUGCAGGCCUAUAACGUAAUCGAUUCUGGGAAUGGUUUAAUUAGGCCUGAACUAUUUGAUUGUCUAAACAAACAUUUUUUUAAAGGAAUUGUUUUGUAAGCUAUAGGCUUUCAUUAUAGGUAAGAAGGCUAAUUAGAAGGCUAUUUUUUCUCAGUGGUUUGAGUGACUCAUUGAUUAUGAAAAUAAAAAGUAUAUAGUUCUUAAUUCAUGGUAUGGUUUCCGUUUAUCCAAAUGUUGAAUAGUCAUGCAGGGAAGUGGAAUAGUAAUAAUAGCCUAAUAAUAAAGCCUACUACUCUGGAGUCAUAAAAACAAUUAAAUACAUAUUGAUGUUAUAUGGCGGGUAACGGAUCGGCUCUUGGAACAAUUCUAUCUAUCCGGGUGGGUCGGGUUGCAGAGAAAAAUAUUUUCCUGAUAUCGGGUGGGGCUCGGACUUCAUGUGGCAGGGACGGGUGCUGCUCCAAAAAACGGAACCGUGCAGGACUCUACUCUAAGGAAAGACUAGUUCUGUAUGGCUGUGGCAUAACACUGUUUCAGUGUAGUUCACAGUAUUGGUGAUUUUUCACACGUGUUUUGGGUCCUCAUUGUACCACUUAAUGUUUAUCUUCCAUUAGUCGUGUACUGGGGUCUGUUCGUGAGGAUGUCGGCUCUAUUCGUUACAUUUCUAUGUGCAAUGUUUCACCUCACUGAAUGCACAUCACCUGUUCCUUCCUGUGAAGCAGCCUGCUGAUUGGUCGGUUUCCUUGUCUGUUUCCCCAGGCCCAUUGGUGAUAGGCCGAUGAGAGGACGUGGUGGUGGCCGAGGUGGUGUCCGUGGCGGCAGGGGCCGGGGCAUGGGCAGGAGCGACGGCUUCGACGCCCGAGGAAAGCGUGAAUUCGACAGACACAGUGGCAGUGAUCGGUCGUACGUCUUCUGUGUCAUGUUGUGAAUUAUGUAGCUAGCUAGCAAACUCCAGGAUGGAUAAGUCAUAUCUUAUUAUUAGGCAGAUUUCCUACUCCAGUUCUAAAUGGCAUGCUCAAUGUAGAAUCUCUAUUCUAACUAGGUUUUUAGUCCAGAUUAUGACUAACCCUGGACUGAAAAUAAUUUUCUGCAGAGAUUAUCCAUUGAGAUUGCUUUGUAGUCCAAGACUAGGCUUAAUCUGUGUCUGGGAAACUGGUGCUAGAAGUAUAAGAACAAAUUAUAAAAAUAAAAAAAAUCCUUCCCGGUAGGCUCAUUGAGAUAAACUAGGUUUUUUGCUGGAGAGACUAUUGAAGUGAAGCUGUGAGCUAAAGCCCAUGUCGUUUCAGCAGCCAGAAAGGUGAGGAGAAACGUGGAGGAAGUGGAUCUCACAACUGGGGCACCGUCAAGGAUGAGAUGGGGUGAGUAGCACUGCCGACCUAGCACAACAACACAUUUUCUCUGUAGACUUUCUCGAAAAGGCUGUCUGCAAACCACAAGGAAGGGUUUUGAUUUACCUUGUGCAGUUGUGUGUAAACUAAGUCAACUUGUUGAUUCAAGACCCCUGGUCACUAUACUGUCCUGGUCACCUGUCAACAUACUGAAUGUAUGAGAGCUAAACUAGUUUUUUUCCUCUCCACAGCGAGCACGACCAAUCGAACGUGACCGAGGAGACCCCCGAGGGAGAGGAGCCUCGGCCCGCUGACUCUGAGAACAAGUGAGUUGAGGGCUGAGCCUUAAACCAUUUCUCCCUCUCCUGCCCAAAGUGUGCACUCGUUCACUCCCUCUCAGGGAUUUAAAAGCGUGGUUUGGAUGGCUUCUCCACCAUAUUUCUCAUACUCUCCAGCCAGUUGUGCGUUCUUACAGUUCUGUUUUCUGCUCUGUGUGUUGUAGGGAGAACGAGGUUGGUGAACCUAAGGAAGUGGAACCCAAGGAGAUGACUCUGGAUGAAUGGAAGGCCCAGCAGGACAAGGAGAAAACCAAGGUGGAGUUCAACAUCCGCAAGGCCAACGAGGGAGCCGACAGCCUGUGGAAGAAAGGAUACGUGCUGCACAAGUCCAAGGACGUGAGUAGAUUGUCAAAACCACAAUACUGACUUAGCCUCCAUUUUGUUUUCCAUAACCUCCUAUGUUUUCAUCCCUCUCCAAUAAAGGAGAAGAAAGCUGAUGCUCUUAUUGAAGCUGCGGUGGAGGCUGAGGCCGUUGCCCCUAAGGUGAGUAUCCCAUCCAACAGACGCGCUCACACACUCUCCACAUAAACAUUAAAGGAUAUUUUUCUGCCUACCAAUGGAACUCAAGGAUAGCAGUUGGAAGGAAGUUGAAGGUAGUUUUGCAAGCUAUUGCUAACUAGCGUUAGCACAAUGACUGGAAUUUCACAGAAACAGCUAGCAUGCUUGGAUUAUAACUCUUAUCUAAAUGAUAGGAGCGCACAUCUGUGUCGCUCCCUCUGAACUGACUGCCAUCCGGUGACCGAAUAACACAGUUUCUCUGCAACAAUAAAUCCAUAGCACUUACAGUACAAUAAAACAUGUACAAAUUCUUAGCUCUUUAUGAACUCUUGAAACAAUCCAAACAUAAGAAUUUAAUUGACACAGUAACAUUCAUUUCGUCGAUUUUUACGUUUUCAUCCGUCUUCACACCUCCAACGGUGUCCGUGCUUCCAGGGUUCUGUGGGAACAUCUCGCCUCGGAGAAAGCCACAGAUAAGGUGUGUUUGACCCCUGUGAUAGCCCACAGAUAGUCAGGCAUCCAAACAAUAUCAUAAAUGGUGAUUGAGUCAUCAUGCUGGGCUUCAGUAUCUUCAUCACUGGCCUUCGUCGUUCACAUUUGUUCACUCUCAAUUUUUAGACUACACAUGCAGUGACUUUAAAAUUGUAUUCAUGAGUUCAUCCGAGUCUGGUUAAGUAUAAAAAGGGAUUGAUUGCCAAAAUCUUGCGCUAUCCCUUUAAAGCAGAACUUGCCAGAACGAUUGUCAGUCUGCACAGUAAGGGGCCGUUCGCUUGCUGUCGGCUAGGUGGUUAUAGGGACCACCUGCCGGUGGGCGACUGACAGCUGUCAUUUUCGCCUAUUUCUACGUGUAGAAUUGGGUUUGCAAAUUACAGCCAGCACUCUGUUCAGAGGUGGCUCAGGCGUGUGUUCUGUCAUUGAUGACGUUCUCUCUCCCCCCCGGUCUCUCAGGCAGAGGACGAUCACCACUUCCGGAAGCCGGCCAAUGACAUCACAGCCCAACUGGAGAUAAACUUUGGGGACCUUGGUCGUCCAAGCCGUGGUCGUGGUGGGCCCCGUGGCGGCAGGGGGGGCCGUGGGCGCGGAGAGGGCAGAGGAGAGUUCCGUGGAGAGUUCCGUGAGCGUGAGCCCAGAGAGCCCCGCGAGCGUGAUGGUGGAGCCCCCACCAGGCCGACUCGCGGAGGACGCACUGACAGGGUAAAUAAUACUAAUUACUACUAGUCUUAUGGCUGCUGUGGAAAGGAUUUAUGAGAUUAAAAGGAAUUUGGAUUCUUUAAGUACAACAGACAUGGUCAUCAUUUCACUGUAUAUGUCUGAUCAAUCUCGUUUCCUCUUGUUUUCCCAACCCUCUAACCCUCCUCUCAGCCAAGUGGGGUGAUUGUGCCCAACGUGGAUGAUCCAGAGGCCUUCCCGGCCCUGGCCUAAGAUGGAGCGGCUGCCCCAUAGGCCCCCAGGCAGACCCCUAGGCCCCUCUACGAGGCUUGCAUGUUUCUGGAUCCUUGAGCAAAAAUGAUAUGAUGGAGAUGACUGUCAUCGCCCAUGACACUUGCAUCUGAGGACUGAAUUUUACCCGUUUUGGAAAAACAGAAAAAAAACAGGAAAAAUAAAAAAAACUAAGAAAAAAGAAAAGGACUUGUUGCUACUUCCGGAGGUUUUGUACUUAGAAACAAGGUAGCAGGGACGUUUUCAUACGGUAUUUUUUUCAGAGAUUAUGCGUUCUUCGUGAAUACUUUUUUGUAUUGCUGCUUGAAAAUAUGCAUUUCCAAAUAUAAGGUAUGAGAAGAGUUAUUCUUUGAGCUUGUGGUGGCCCAUAGCUUGGUAGGCUGUGCAGGGAUGGAACCCAAUCCCUGCACAUUUCUGAAGAGGUUACUGCAUCAUCACUCAGUGAGAUUUUGACUGCUUUAGUUCUGGGGUUUUGUGAAUUAUAUAAUUUUUUAAGUAAGGCCUAGACCUCUGAUGUAGGCCUGUAAAAGUAAACUAUUUUCAUGGUAAGAGAUCUUCGAGUGAGAUUGUAUUAUUUCUGAUGGUGCAGAUAGGGACAUUCGUUGAUCUAGUGAUUGUACCUACACUCAACAAAUUGUUAAAAUGGAGCCUAAAUCACUUCUGUAUUAAAAGGUAUUUUGUAUAGAAAAGAGCUUCCAAAUGACUCAAUAGAUCACUUGCACGGGGAAGGAAUACUUCAAUUAUUUAAAAUGUAUCACUGACAUCUUUGGCUCGUGUGGCUCUAAAGGUGAACAUUUCCCACUGUACUGUUUCAUUUACACACUCUUGGGCUGUGUCUCAAUGGUGUACAGUGGCUUCCUCUCCUUGUUUCCUCUAUACUGCACUGAGCUGGAAACACAGUUGACAUUUAGUUCAGGUCCGAGGAAAGGAGAGGAAGCCAAUUUUAGACUAUUGAGCUGCAGCCUUGGUCCUUUGGAAGCCCUCAGACCUUCUCGCACUGUUUAAACACUCCACUCCAGGGCAGUGUUCAGCAGGGCACCGCGUCACGCAAAGUUCAAAUAGAAAUAUACUUAAUAUAGAACAGAUGUGCUCCUCUGAAAUGUAGAGGAAGUCAUGUCUGCUCUGCUCAUGGCAUCGAUCUUCAACGCUCUGUACAUCUUACCCUGCUGAACAGGGCCCAGUAUACUGAUGCCAUUGUGAACCUGCUCCUGCAGUAUUUCCUGUGGUGGUUGAAUAUCCUCCAUUUUGAUUUUACCUUUGGUUCCCUACUGCGGCACUACUGCGUAAUUGCUCUGAAAUAAAUACAGUUAUGUGUGGAUCAGCAAAGUGCUCUAUAGAUGUGUGAACUCUAACCCUGCUAUUAUAGACCUCUGUCGGUAAAUAAAGGUUGAUUCAUUUUUGCA
Molecule: messenger RNA, 12739 nt
Organism: Coregonus sp. 'balchen'
Lineage: Eukaryota; Metazoa; Chordata; Actinopteri; Salmoniformes; Salmonidae
Source: the annotation of a GenBank genome assembly